Molecule: messenger RNA, 1227 nt
Organism: Caenorhabditis elegans
Lineage: Eukaryota; Metazoa; Nematoda; Chromadorea; Rhabditida; Rhabditidae
Gene: K08H2.10
Product: CUB domain-containing protein
Exons: 4
Coding region: 86-1060 (324 amino acids)
Source: RefSeq, marked reviewed
AAUUUACCUCCGAUAAUACCCACCGAGACAGCUUGUUCCGCAACCGAUUUCUGGUGAAUAGGGACAUUGUACCUUGACUGGGAAAAUGAUUGUUCGCCACCUCUACUUUUUGUUUUCAUCCGUCACGUUGAGCUAUUCAUUAAUCGAUUGUUCCCAUGAAGAUACAUGUUUUGGUGAACCACCUGAUUGCGAUCCGAAUACUUCUUGCACGACACUCUUCUAUUUUGACGCUACGGGAAACUUGCAUCUCUAUCUACGCAAUUUCACCGACUCUAACGGUUACGCUGCAUUUCCAGUUAAUCGGCUACCGGAGGAUAUCACGGAGUAUUUCAUUUGUCUACCACACCAGGGAAAACGUGUAAGCGGGCAUACCGAACUUGGCGAGUUAGUGCAAAUUUCUGAUAGGAAUCUGACUGGCGUUGUGGAAAAACUUGACAACUACACCUUCCGAUGUAUGUUUAGUGCGUUCGAACUUCCCGACAAUUUCCAGCAAGAGCAGGUCUUUUUUGUAUCGAAAGACACUUACGAUGAAAUAUUUGUGAUCUUCGACGGAAAACAAUUAUACAACUUGGAAAAUGAAAUUGAUUUUGAUGCAUAUUCGGAUGACGAAGAACUAGUAGAAAACGUCAUGGAUGAUAUAUUCACUUCGGAUGAUGAAAAAAUAAUGUCUGAUGUCAUUGGCAAACUUCCCCUUGUUACGGAUAAAAAGGAAGACAUUGAGUUUGAGGAUACAGAACGUCGAAUUCAUUCUCGAAGUGUUCGAAAAAAUUUUGUUAAUGGAGAAUAUGUGGAUCUUUCGGAGGAAGAAAAAUUGGAAUAUAAUGAAAAUGAAUAUAGUGACUCUGAAAAUGUUGAAGAUGAAAGCGAAGAAGAAGUAGUAACUGUACAGAGAUUUCGCCGAAUACCAAGACAACAAGAAAGAAUGAUUGAAAUAAAUGGGGAAGCUGAUCACAAAAUCAAAAUUGAAAGCUACAAGAAAAACAACGACUCCAAGAACAUCGAAGGUAAUGCAAAUAUACCAUGGAUUUAUACAUUUGUAUUACUGCUUCUGUUGUUAUAAUAAUUUACACUGAUAACUUGUUUUAUUUAGAUUUCAAUGCUCCAACGGGUAUUGACUUUGCUUUAGCAUAUUUUUUCUCCCAUUUCCAAGGUAGAAAGAUUCAAUCCAUUACCAUGACUUGCAAUGAAUAUUUUACUUGAAAUAAUGAACACUAAAAAAAUUGUGCA